Molecule: messenger RNA, 2203 nt
Organism: Pogona vitticeps (central bearded dragon)
Lineage: Eukaryota; Metazoa; Chordata; Lepidosauria; Squamata; Agamidae
Source: RefSeq, a predicted model, not a curated record
AUGUCCUGGGCUCACUUCUUAGACUCCUCUUUCCUCACGUCCUCUCGCGCUCCCCACUGCUGUCCAUCGCACGGUUUUGCCCUGUCGGACGCAGCCGAACGUGUCCGGUUUGUCCGGCUCGGCUGCCACGAGAGAGGAUCGGAGAAAUCUGAACCCGUUCAGCUCCAGAAGGCGAAAUGGUGUACACCAGGUUUUGGCAUCGACCAGGAGUGUUUUUGGUGCAUUAAAGCUGUCAAGCUGGAUCCCAAUAUCCAGGAGCCGCUUCUAAGCCAGGAGCCGGGAGAAGACUAUCGAACCACAGAGAGAGAUGCCCGGCAAGUGGAGAAAGAGUAUUACAGGACGCUUACAAACCAGAGGGUCUUUCUCGCUGCUUUUGCUGCUGUGCUAGGAAACUUCAGUUUCGGUUUUGCCUUGGUGUACACGUCCCCGGUCAUCCCCGCGUUGGAGAGGUCUCCAAACCCCAGCUUAAAGCUGGAGGAGACCACGGCCUCUUGGUUUGGGUCCAUCUUCACCCUGGGAGUGGCUGCGGGCGGUCUGGGCACUAUGUAUUGCAACGACCGCCUGGGCCGAAAGCUGAGCAUCAUGGCCUCCGCCGUGCCGUCCGUCUUCGGAUACCUCUUCAUGACCAGCGCCCAAGGGGUCUGGAUGUUGCUCGUGGGCAGGCUGCUGACGGGAUUUGCUGGUGGCAUGACCUCGGCUGCCAUCCCAGUCUAUAUUUCCGAGAUCUGCCACCCCGGAGUCCGAGGUGCCUUGGGGUCCUGCCCUCAGAUCAUGGCCGUCUUGGGUGCCCUUUUCCUUUACGCCUUGGGUCUCGUUCUCCCCUGGCGCUGGCUGGCCGUGGCCGGGCAGGCCCCUGUUCUCCUCAUGGUCGCCUUGCUCUGCUUCAUGCCAAACUCACCCCGUUUUCUGAUCGCCAAGAAGAAAGAGGAGGAAGCCCUCGAAGCUCUGAGGUGGCUGAGAGGAGACGAGGUGGACUAUUGGUGGGAGUUCGAGCAGAUCCGGAGCAGCGUGAUGGAACAGAGCGAGCCCAUCUCCUGGACCGAGAUCAGAAAACCCUACAUUGCCAAGCCACUGGCGAUCACCCUCCUCAUGAGGUUCCUGCAACAGCUCUCUGGGGUCACUCCCAUCCUGGUCUAUUUGCAGCUGAUCUUCGACAGCACCGCCGUCAUCUUGCCCUCCCAGUACGAUGCCGUGAUCGUUGGGGCCGUCCGGUUGGGAUCAGUGCUGGUUUCUGCUUUCUCGGUGGAUAAAGCUGGGAGGAAAAUACUCCUGUAUAUCUCAGCUAUCAUCAUGUUCGCCUCGAACCUGACCCUAGGUUUGUACAUCCACUACGUGCCAGCCUCGCCCCAUAACUCCUCCGUCACCGCUGCCCACGAGAACCCGGCCGGCCCCCCUUUGCAUGGCCUCACCAUCAUCCCCCUGAUCGCCACCAUGUUCUACAUCAUAGGUUAUGCCAUGGGCUGGGGUCCCAUCACCUGGCUGCUGAUGAGCGAGGUCCUCCCCCUGAAGGCCCGAGGGGCGGUCUCCGGGAUGUGCGUCCUCGUGAGCUGGCUGACCGCCUUCGCCUUGACCAGAGUCUUCCUCUUGGUGAAGGACAACUACGGCCUGGAGGUGCCCUUCUUUUUCUUCUCGGUCAUCUGCGUGGCGAACCUCGUCUUUGCGUGUCUCCUCCCCGAAACGAGAGGGAGGUCUUUGGAGCGGAUAGAGUCGUAUUUCCGCACCGGACGAAAAUCGUUUCUAGAAUCCUUCCGAGGCAGUCGGAGAAGUUAUAGUUAACUCAGGUUUGGCGUUUCUGAGACCGACGCAGGUCGAUGGCUGUGGGAAAUGGUCUUCGUAGUGCACGGACCUAACCUCACACUUUUUACUGUAUGUACAUCAUCUGGAAGGGAGAGAUAAUGAACUAUGCACUAGUAGAAUGUUAAAAUUUGCUUAAAACAGGGAAUUUAGCAGCCGAGAGAUUGCAAUAUAAAUGGCCAAGUUCUCGGUUCAAAACUCAACACUGCUUCUUAGAUGUCCUUGCAAUUAAGCCGCUCGCUUGCUUCUCUCUUGGAAAAAUGCAAAGUAACACAACUGACUCCAGCAAUGUCACGUACAAGGUUGUUGCAAGGGUUCUUAAUCUAAUGUAGCACUUUGAACACUAUAAAGCACCUAUUUAUAAAGCAAUGCUUAUUGCACAAUCCAUAAAAACGGACCUGGAAGAAGA